AUGGUUACCCCAGUUUACAAUGUUGAGGGUGGAAUCUCACUCAGCCGAAAUCAAUUAGAUGCCGAGUUGAGCAAAAGGCAGGGCGGAAUUUCGCCGGGGUGGCGGUUGGUAUGGACCUGGAAACUCAACAAGCGUCGGCAAAAGCUGGUAAGGCCCGUCAUCGCAGAACUCUAUAUAGCUAUCCAAGGAGGCUGGUUUGGGGAGGUUGUCCGUUUGAGUUGGAUUCAAUCUCCAUUCCAUGUGUUGUCCGCUCAGGGACCUUACCUGAAGAUGUAG
Penicillium robsamsonii is the source of this 276-nucleotide messenger RNA. RefSeq lists its product as uncharacterized. Lineage: Eukaryota; Fungi; Ascomycota; Eurotiomycetes; Eurotiales; Aspergillaceae. The coding region runs from base 1 to 276 and encodes 91 amino acids. The record is from RefSeq and is a predicted model, not a curated record. The transcript is spliced from 2 exons.